AUUUUAACCAAUCAAAUGACCGAUUCCCCUCGCUACUCGUCUACCGUGCAGUCGGGUGGAAAUUCCAGCCUCACCACAAACUAAUCGCGAUGGCGCAACGCACGACAACGACCACGCGAAACCUGAGUUACGAGCUCGGGGUCAAACACGGCGCCCUCGCCAGCAUCGGACUGACCAUUGGCGCUUCGGUGCUCACUGUCAUAGCCACUGGCGCCGGGGCCGCUAUUUGGAAAUACCUGAAGAAGCAACGGCAGUUGUGGGACGCUGAAGCCCUCAUGGCGCACCGUCGGUCGGUUUUCCCCCAAGACUACGAUCCCAAUCGUACCGUGCCUGAGGACAUCUUGAAUAAACUGCUUGAGAGUGCCAAUUGGGCACCGACGCACGGACGGACUGAACCUUGGCGAUUCAUCGUGUUUGGAGGCGAUGGUCGUCGCAAGCUGGGUGAGAAAGACGCGGAAAUUUACAAAAACAUCACGCCCGAGGCUUCGUUCAAUGCGAAAAAGUACGCUAAAAAGUCUGCGUCGAAGCUCCAAGCGUCGUACGUGAUUGCGAUCUGCCUGAAGCGCCAAGACAGCAAGAAGAUUCCAGAGAUUGAAGAGGUGGAGGCUGUGGCGUGUGCGGUGCAAAACAUGCACCUGCGCGCGACGUCGCUGGGAGUGGGAGCGUACUGGAGCUCGGGACCAGGCGUGUACACUAGCGAAAUGAAAGAAUUCCUCGAGCUGGGACCGGACGACAAGUGUUUGGGUCUCUUUUACGUGGGGUACCCCAAGCCAGGCUUCAAGCACCCUGUCGGUUCGCGCAAGCCUGUGCAGGACAAAGUUCGGUUUGUGUACGAAUAAAGCAUCGUCCUGUGGUGCUCGAAUGACUUGUCCAUUGACGACGCCGGUUGGGCCGGACGAGGCACUCUCGCGUGCCUUCACGGGCUGCGCCGCCAUUCAAUCGAGUUGGAAGACAUGCAAGCAAUCGUGUGGUGUCUCAUGCGAAAUGCC
Messenger RNA from Aphanomyces invadans, 989 nucleotides. RefSeq lists its product as hypothetical. The transcript has a single exon. Gene Ontology annotation, molecular function: oxidoreductase activity. NCBI's taxonomy places the organism in Eukaryota, Oomycota, Saprolegniomycetes, Saprolegniales, Verrucalvaceae. The record is from RefSeq and is a predicted model, not a curated record. The coding region runs from base 90 to 839 and encodes 249 amino acids.